AUGCCGUGCUGUAUAGAGAAUCCUAACUCUCCACACAGAAAGUUGCCCUGCAGGAGGAUUUCCAGCGGCGCAUUGGCCCCGUGGUGCACCCCGCCAGUCCUGGGCAAUGGAAGCGUCUCGGUGCCACGAAACUUAACGCGUUUAUUCCAGUGCCCCGAAAAACGCCUUCAGCGGUGUCCUGGUCACCCUGGCCCCGGGGGCCGGAGCGGGCCGGGCUCUCAAGGCGCUCCCGGCUGCUCCGGGGCUGAGGCAUCACCAGAGCCGGGCCGGGCCGGGCGGCCCCGCUCACCCCACGCUCCGGGGCCCGGCCCGGCCUGCGGCGCGACCCCCUCAGGCGCACGGCGAGAGGCCCCGCCGCGCCGGGGGCCUGCGCGGGGGACGGGCCCUGCCCCGCGGCCGCCCCCCGCCCCUCACCGGCGCGGACAGACCUGCGGGGGCGCGGAGGCUCCGGCGCAUCCGCGGGGGGGCGGCGGGGAGGGCGCGCAGCAAAGGGAGCGAGCGCCGGGAGCGGCGGGGCGGGGGCCGCACCUGCAUCACGUGAGGCGCGCUGAGGUCACGGCGGGGCGGGGCUGCACCGGCACCGCCGCCCGCGACGCGCUCGGGAUAUCGGACAGACACUGGACACACCCGGGACACGCUCGGGACACACCCGGGACACGCUCGGGACACACCCGGGUCACGCCCCCGCCCCUCGGGAAACGCCCCAGGACACCCCCACGCCCCCAGACACGCCCCCCCAGUCCCUCACAGCCCCCGGCCCCUCACGGAUCCCGGUCCCUCACAGCCCCCGGUCCCGCACAGCCCCCGGCCCCUCACAGCUCACGGAUCCCGGUCCCCCACAGCCCCCGGCCCCUCACGGAUCCUGGUCCCGCACAGCUCCCGGCCCCUCACAGCCCCCGGUUCUGGUGCUCCCGCCCCUCAGCUCUCACCAAACGGGUAAAUAAAUACAGGCGAGCCGUGAGUACCUGCGACAGGGAACGCCUAAGGAAACCCAUCCGAUGGACAAGCUGCUCGCACCACUCCUGUGCAGGAGAAGCUUGA
Messenger RNA from Taeniopygia guttata (zebra finch), 1041 nucleotides. The record is from RefSeq and is a predicted model, not a curated record. NCBI's taxonomy places the organism in Eukaryota, Metazoa, Chordata, Aves, Passeriformes, Estrildidae.